UUCAUUUUAUUUUCAAUUUCAGUUAUUAAUUAUCAGUCAGCACAGUAACACACAAAUCUGUGAGCAAGUCUCUUUUUUUUCCGCCGAAAUUUUGUGCAGACGAAGACGUUCGCACAGGCCAACAAAAAGAUGUGAUUUUCAUUGAAUUGAGAAAAUUUGUCUGCGCAAAACAGUUUUUCACAGUGAUUUUUCAACAAUGGUGCUAAAGUGCAGAUUUUUUCUGCCAUUUCUUGGUGUUUUACUUCUUGUUUCGUCUUCUGCUGCUCACUUUGUGGUUCCAGAGGAAGUUGCUUCGCUCUUUGGACUCUUCUUCUCCACAAUUCCUCAAAUACGUAAAGGAACAGACUCCAGGAUUGGCGUUGGAUACAGACUUGGGGAACAUGCAGAUUUUCAAGUACUGGUCGAAUUGGGUCCACAGAAAUUUACAAAACCCAUCGGAGGGGAUCAGGCGAUGAACACAAACAGCAAAAGGAAUGUUAAUCCAGCUGAUUACAAGCCACCAAAGGAAGAUACCAAUUGGCUCAUGAAUUGGUCCCAGAAUACCAAACAGCAGCAACAAUUGGAAACGAAGCCCCGUGACCCGGAGCAUCCCAUAACUUCGGUCCUAAUGGGCAACCAAAAGGUACCCAUGAAGCCUCUUGUUCCGGAAACUGCUCUUAAGCAGUUGCUCAAGUUGUACGGCAAGAAGAGUGAAGAUCGAGAAGAGGAUCCUCGGCCACAAUCUUCAGAGGAAUCCCUAGGGAUUCUUCCUGGUGAUGCUCAGGAUUCUACUGUCCAGUUUCAGGAUCGUCAUCGUGUGUUUGUGAAGACACCGUCUGACAAGCCAACAAUUGCCAAUUUUGAGCGAAAAAAGAAGAUCACAGAGGAUCUCAUGAAUGUCGAAUUGGACUAAAGUGACGCAGAGAGGAGGCUCUCUAAUCAAGAGGAAACAUGAUAGCAUUAAGUUUUAGUUUAAAAAAGAGGGAGGAGAGAAUCAUUAAAAUUAAAAUGUGAUUUUACUUUUAUGCUUUUUCCGGUGGAAUAAAUUUUUUUUCUUUUUCAUAUCAUCA
Phlebotomus papatasi is the source of this 1049-nucleotide messenger RNA. RefSeq lists its product as uncharacterized. The record is from RefSeq and is a predicted model, not a curated record. NCBI's taxonomy places the organism in Eukaryota, Metazoa, Arthropoda, Insecta, Diptera, Psychodidae. The transcript is spliced from 3 exons. Bases 197 to 892 code for a protein of 231 amino acids.